GACCCCUCGUUAUUCCUCUUCUUACACCACGUCGUCUGAUGUUGGAGCGCCCCGUCGCGACGAGUCGUCGUACUCCUACUCGAAGACCGUUCGCUCGGAGACGAGCAGCUCCAGUGCCGAUCCGUACUCGUCGCGUCCGUCGACAUCCACGUCGAGCUACUCUUCGACCUCGGAGCGCAACAGCCGUGGCGGCCCCGGUGGCUACUCGUACAGUUCCGAGCGCACCUCGACCACCGGCGGUGGACCGGGCGGCUACAGCUACAGCUCGACCACAUCCGGCCGUCUCCCACACGGAACCACCUACAGACACUACUCAUACCGUGUCUAAGCCCCCUUCAAAACAAAGCACGCAGCCAAAUAUUGCAUAAAAUGUUCUAACUCUGUGUUUGUCAACAACAACCGAAAAAAAAUGUCAAUUCGAAACACAUUUGUAUUGUUUGUGACUAAUAACUAUUUAUUGUAACGAAGUGAUACACUUCACACACACAUUCACACGAACACCACCACACACACACAAACACAAAAACCAAUGAGAAAUUGGAACGACACCCCUCGGAAAAGGAGGCGGUGAGAAAAUUUACAUAAAAAUAAGCAACAACACAUAUACAAACAAGUUUACUCUCUCUCAAGUGUAUGAGCCAUUGAUAGAAAAGCUUUUUUUCGUGUAAUCUUUUUGUCUUCGGAUUUUUUUUUGAAACCAAUAAAAAUGAGCAACUGAGUUCAAAACUCUACCAAAAACACAAA
Messenger RNA from Aedes albopictus (Asian tiger mosquito), 744 nucleotides. RefSeq names its product protein anoxia up-regulated (gene fau). NCBI's taxonomy places the organism in Eukaryota, Metazoa, Arthropoda, Insecta, Diptera, Culicidae. The record is from RefSeq and is a predicted model, not a curated record.